Molecule: messenger RNA, 971 nt
Organism: Chara braunii
Lineage: Eukaryota; Viridiplantae; Streptophyta; Charophyceae; Charales; Characeae
Source: the annotation of a GenBank genome assembly
CGGAAGAUGCAUCGGGGUUAGGUGUGGUGAACUCGCCCGAGGAAGUGAUGGAGGUGGUGUCUUCGAGGGUGAUGUGGUGGAAAAAGCGGGUGCAGGAGGUGCCAUGCGGGGGCUGGUGGGGAGGGUGGAGGAGUCGAUCGUGGUGAAGCAUGCGAGAGAGGAGGUCAUCAAGGGGCAUGUCGGGUUUGUGGGCGAGGGCGGUUGCAAGGUCUUUGUGGCAUACUCGUUUGAUGCGGGAGAUGAACGCAAAGUCGGGAAUGACGGUGUGAGGGAGGUGGUGGAGGAGGGAGCGGACGUAUUGGACGAAGCGGUCCGUGGGACGUGUCUGGCGGAGGUGGAAAAAUUGUUCAAGGUAGUCGUCAAUGGUUUUCUGGGGGCGGAAGGUGGCAGUGAGAAGGUUGGCCCAUUGGAGGAAGGAGUGGAGGAGGUCGGCGGGGGGGUAUUGCGGGAGGCGGCUGUGGAGGAGAGAGUGGUUUGCACUGUGGAAGAUGGAGUGGUUUGCGCUGUGGAGGAGGGAGCAGUUUGCGCUGUGGAGGAAGGAGUGGUUUGCCCGGUGGUGACGCCCGUGAUGGAGGGGAUGGUCCCUUCGAUCGUGGUGACGUGGUCGCAUAUGGACGACAUGUUGGCCUUUAUGUCGUCGAGAGAGGCGGUGACGGAGGUUCGAAGGGUGUUGAGUGCGUGGAGGAUGGCGGAGAGGUCAGGGGUGGCGGUGUUUGUUGGUGGUUUUUCGCCUGCGAGGUUGCGGGCGAUGCUAUCGACUGAGUCAGUGCGGAUGUCAGACAUGUUGAUGGAGGAUGCGGCCAUGUCGGGGGAAGAGGGGGUGGAGGACGUGGCCUGAACGGGUGUGGAGGAUGCAGCAGCAGCGGCGGCGUUUGCGGCGGCACGUUGGGAGUUUUUGGUUUGGCGUGGUGGCAUGUGGAGGUGGGGGGGGCAAUCCCUUAUUUAUUUAUCAAUAAAUUCAAAAAUAAAGA